AUGGCUCCCAAGGAUCAGAAGAAAGGCGCCUCCAAGGGCACCAAGGGCUCCAAGCAGGCCAACGCUGCUGCGAAGGCUGCCCUCAAGGGUGUUCACUCCCACAAGGCCCGCAAGGUCAGGCUCACGACCAGCUUCCACCGUCCCAAGACUCUGCAGCUGUCUCGUGCCCCCAAGUACCCGCGCAAGUCUGUCCCUCACGAGCCCCGCCUCGAUGAGCACAAGAUCAUCGUGCACCCUCUCAACACUGAGAGCGCCAUGAAGAAGAUCGAGGAGAACAACACCCUUGUCUUCAUCGUCGACAUCAAGGCCAACAAGGCUCAGAUCAAGGGCGCCCUGAAGAAGCUGUACGACAUUGACACCGUCAAGAUCAACACCCUCGUCCGCCCUGAUGGCACCAAGAAGGCCUACGCUCGUCUGACUCCUGACGUCGAUGCUCUGGACAUCGCUGCCACCAAGCUGGCUCUUGUCUAA
Phaeoacremonium minimum UCRPA7 is the source of this 471-nucleotide messenger RNA. RefSeq names its product putative 60s ribosomal protein l25 protein. NCBI's taxonomy places the organism in Eukaryota, Fungi, Ascomycota, Sordariomycetes, Togniniales, Togniniaceae. Gene Ontology annotation, cellular component: cytosolic large ribosomal subunit; ribosome. The record is from RefSeq and is a predicted model, not a curated record. The transcript is spliced from 4 exons. Gene Ontology annotation, biological process: ribosomal large subunit assembly; translation. Gene Ontology annotation, molecular function: structural constituent of ribosome. The coding region runs from base 1 to 471 and encodes 156 amino acids.